CCAAUCUCCCUUGGGGCUAAUGGCCAUUCCCCGUGGGACGAAGAAGAAGACGAAGAAGAACAUCAUGCUCAGCGCGAACUUCCUUCGAUCGUUUUCUGCUGGGCAGAAAAAUGUCUGCUUGGUGUUCUUUCUUGGCCUCAUGAGCCUCUACACACUACGGAAGCUCUGCGAAUACAGCUGGGGUCGUUGUCGCAGCAAGAGAUCCAUGGCCGGAAAAACCGUCAUCAUAACUGGAGCCAACUCUGGUAUGGGAAAAGCGACCGCAAUGGAACUCGCUCGUCGUGGCGCCAAAGUCAUCAUGGCGUGGCACAGUGUGAACAGCGCUUUGAGCGCGGCUGCUGAGGUCCGUCAGAUAACCUCCAUAGACAAAGUCAUACUUCGAUAUCUGGACCCGGCAUCAUUCACUUCCAUUCGCGCUUUUGCCAAGUACGUCCACGAGCACGAAGCACGGGUCGACGUCCUCAUCAAUAACGCUGCUGUCUACAACUGCGACUUCAUGCGAACCGCUGACGAACUUGAAACUCAGAUGGAGGUUAACUACUUGGGACACUUUCUUCUCAUCAACCUCCUCCUCGACGUCUUGAAGGCCUCCCGGCCAAGUCGGAUAAUAGUUGUGACGUCACUUCUUUACGUGGAUGGCCCGAUCCAGUUACCAGAUCUCGUCAUGAAUGAAAGAAACUACGACGCUAGACAAGCGUACGCCGAUAGCAAACUGGCAUGCGCACUGUUAGUGCGCGAGCUUUCGAAACGUCUGCGAGGCACUGGCGUAACGUCGUACGCUGUAAGCCCAGGAUUAGUGAACACCAGUCUAGGAAGGUAUUUCAAGAUCUCCUGGUACAGCUAUCUGAUACUGUUGCCCCUGUCGCUGUUCUUGCUGCGUACGCCGGAGCAAGGAUGCCAGUCGGUCGUCGAUUGCGCAGUUGACGAAAAGUACGAGAAAGAAAGCGGCAUGUUGUACAGAAACUGUCAGAUGAAGACGUGGCAUCCAACUCCGCUUGACGCUCAUCUCGCGAGAAAUCUUUGGAACACGAGCAAGCUCUUGACAGAACAACCGGCGUCACCCCCUGAGCCAGAAGUGGCUCAGGAGGCACUAGUAUAAUGCGUCACGGGUCCUUGGAUGUCAAAUAUUUUAAGGUUUCUUACAUAUUCUACGCAAUACAAGCUUUCAUGAAACUGAACUGUGACCGGAGAAGGCAGGCGAAUAAAUCUUUUGUCCCACAUUA
Ornithodoros turicata is the source of this 1223-nucleotide messenger RNA. Its product is annotated as retinol dehydrogenase 13-like. The coding region runs from base 20 to 1099 and encodes 359 amino acids. Lineage: Eukaryota; Metazoa; Arthropoda; Arachnida; Ixodida; Argasidae. The transcript has a single exon. The record is from RefSeq and is a predicted model, not a curated record.